Diatraea saccharalis (sugarcane borer) is the source of this 3233-nucleotide messenger RNA. NCBI's taxonomy places the organism in Eukaryota, Metazoa, Arthropoda, Insecta, Lepidoptera, Crambidae. The record is from the annotation of a GenBank genome assembly.
AGUUAAAUAACAAUUGAUACCUAUUAAGUAUUUGAUAACAAUCUAUCAAUCAAAUAAAUUCGAACAGGCAAACUUGCUACAUAUUUAGUGAUCUGUGAGGCAAACGGAGACAAUUCGUUGAACGUCAGUGAUAAAUUGGACGUCUUACUUUUCCAUGUUUUGCACGCUAGUAGUUAUAUUUGUGAAAUGAAACUGCAGUAAAAAACUAUUUCUUAGUUUUAUUUCAUAAGUUAUCGUGAUCUUUAAGGUUAGGUUAGCAACAAGGGUUAUCAUCUCCUAUUAUAAUGACCUCUGAUUACGAAAAGGGCGUUGAGGAAUUAAAAAGCAAAAUCAAAAGUUUUCCAGAUUUCCCUAAAAAAGGAAUAUUAUUUUGGGACAUAUUCUCAGCUUUAUCAGAUGGUAACACUUGUCGGUUACUUCAGAAUUUGCUGGUCCAGACUGUGAGAGAUAGAUAUCCUGAUGUUGAAGCCAUUGUCGGCUUAGAGUCUAGAGGAUUUCUGUUUUCUUUCUCUCUGGCUGCAGAACUAGGCCUAGGUUGCAUACCAGUGCGUAAAAAAGGAAAGUUGCCUGGUGACAUUGUGUCAUACAAAUAUGAUCUGGAGUAUGGCUCUGAUAUAUUAGAAAUACAGAAUACUGUUCGUCCCGGUCUCAAGUGCCUUAUUGUAGAUGAUUUAAUAGCGACAGGUGGCUCUUUGAAUGCAGCAGUGCACCUCUUGAAGACAUGUGGAGCAAACAUCGCUGGCUGCUUGGCAGUAAUAGAGCUGGUAUCUCUCAAAGGACGCAGUAACAUACCUGAUGGUAUCAACGUACAUUCCCUGAUAAAAUAUGAUUAGUCUCAAAAAUAUUACUAGGAAGAGACAAGUAUAUUAUGCUCAUAAUCUAGAUUUUCGAUUUCUAUGAAAUUAUUAGACUAAAACUUAUUUGGGUAUUGGGCAAGCAUUAACUGGUUUGUGGUACACAAAACAGCAUGACAGGUUGCUCAAUGUUGAAUUACUACAGUUGAUUUAGAAGUUUACCUUUUAAGAACUGUGAUUUAAAAUAAAGUGGAGGAAAUCAACAGUUUGUAUAACCUUGUGUGCUGUUGACUGUAUAUAUAGGUAUUGUUUUUUCUGUUGCAUUUAUUCCAAAUAUGUCUGAAUAUUAAAAUCUCAUAAAAUAGUUUUAAAAGUAUAAUUUUUAAUACAUUAAUUUUAUAUUGUGGAAUACACACUGAGGUGUAAGUUAAUUUUAGAGGGAGUAUGAUUAUAAUUAUUUGAAAAAAAAAUCACUUAGUUCAUCAGUCUAUGCUUCUACAUGAUUCAGAACAGGACUACAUGUUUUAUCAAGAAUGUUGCCAAGAUGUGAACUGAAGAAAUAUUAUCAAUCCCUGCUUUAUAAACUAUUAAUGAUUAGUUAAAAAGAGACAGUUAUAAGUAAUGCACACAUUUUAUCAAUAUUUGUAUAAGCUAUAUAAUAUUGUAUAUAGAACAUCUAUUCUACUCGGAAUAUGUAUCUCAAUGACUCAUAUAAGGUCCCAUAAAAUUAUAUUCUUCUAAACGCAAAUAUAUAGUCAUAGUAAUAAAUAUGUAGUCCAUGGACAUUGAGGUGUAUCUAUAAGUAUACUUAAGGGUAUAUUAACUUGUAUGCAAGUCUUUAUGUUUUGUUUAUCACCAUCAACAGGGCCAUCUAUCAAUGUUUUAUGUCUUUCAUUUGAUGUCAUAAUAACUCAUACAAAAAAAUAGCAAUAAAAAUGUUUACAAUUCUUUUCGUAGUGUCCGGUUUCGCGUGUAUGUCUCGUCGUGUGUAGGUGCUAAAAUAAAAUAUAACCAAUCCACCCUGCAUUCCAUACUGUGUAGGGCCCAUGGCGGAUUAGUGGCGCUAAAGCAUGAAUAUUCUUAUGGAUGAAACCAAACCGCCCAACACUCCUGAAUUAUUUUUGUAGUUUUGCAUGUUUCCAUAGCUAUGGUAAUUUGGAGGGUAACAUUUUAUGGCUCCUUGUGGUGUAUGUAUACAUAUUUUUGACCUUGACUGGGUACCAAAUAAAUUGUUCAUUAUUUAUGUUCCAAUCCAAUAUAUUUAUUGUUAUUAAGCGUCAUUCGUUUAUUAUUACGUAAGAUUUUCGACAGUUCUCCUCUCAUGCCCAAGAAGAAAUAAGAAUCGGCUGAGCCACAAGAAAAUGAAUGAUUAAAAGGAAAUGUUAAUUUAUUAACAAUUCCUUGGAAUGGAAAGGAAUUAAUUGAUAUUGUAAUUUAAAAAAUAAAUAUUAAUGUUUUUUAGGUAUUCAUUCAUAAUCUUUAUAUCUUAUAACUUAGUGUAUAUUGUGAUCUUACGGUACAACUAUUGUUUCUGUCUCUCCCACAAGAAAGAAAAAAUUAAGGCAUUGUCGAACUUUUCCCUUAAUCAACAUAUUAGGAAUGGCGCAAUCUUAUUGAGAAAUAACUUAUUGCUCAAUUUACUAUUAAAAUAAAAACAACUAAGAAUGAAUGUCAACAGCAAAUCAGGUUAUCAAAUAAUCUCCGGGUUCCCAAACUGAUUAUAAAAUAUAACAAAACAUUUAUUAAAGUACUAAAUUGUUUGUAACAAUUUUACAUUUUGUUGUAAACUGACGUACUGUUGAGUGUACGAUACAGCUGGACGUUAGUUAGACCAUAUGUCAAAUUACCGCAAUUGAUUUUGAACUCUAUCUUCAAUGCAUUAAGGUUUAGAAUAGAGUUGGGAGAAUUGUCAGUUAUGUAUAACAUGGCGUGCUAUUGACUGCACAAUUUUUACAAAAAUGUUAUAGUACUGUACAUUUGUAUUAUACUUAAUUGUUCAUUGAAUGUAGCAUAUUUGUCUAGCUUACUGUUUUUAAGACAAUAACUUAGGAUUCCACAUUUUUGUUACACAAGGGGUUCUAAGCCAAUAGGAGCAGCUAUUUACAAAAAGUAAACAUAAACAUUACUUAUAAGCAUUGCAAAUGUAAUUUUAGCACAAAAUGGGUUUAUUUAUUAUCGAACCAAAACAUUCCUUUUUUUGUUUGAAUCUUAAGAAUGUUAUACAUUGAAAUCGUAUCGACUGAAUGUGAUAUUAUUACUAAUACACCAUACAGGAUUUUUUAACAAUGGAAUUCUGUAUUCUUCUUUGAUGUUACCUUAAAGUUUGAUAUUUGUUGAAUAAGCUUUAAUAAUGUCAAUCCAAUGUUCAAACUAUUCCAAUCGAUGUCAUUGUUAUUUUAUACUAUUGCAUAAUAUACGGUUAUUAUUUCUAUUUACAGU